AUGAGGACGAUAAGAAGUGUAACAAAGGCAGCCUUCAAGGUUCUUGCCCAUGGGAUUAAGAAAGUUAAGCACAAGGCCAAAAGGUUGGUUUCCAGCACUGGAGUCGAAAAGGAACGCACUUCCAACUCUGUCGGGAAGCUUGAAGAUGCUUUAUUUUCUACAGAAACAGAGAUAAGAAACUCCGAAGACUAUCUCCCGGCCCACAAAGGCCUCCAAAGUGAAAGGCCCUUCAAGGGUCCUGUCUUUGUUGAGAUGGGGCAGGACCCGGAUCUACUGAAUAUUGGGCUCAGGAAGAUAGGAAAAGAUAUCCUAUUUCUGUAUGACAUAGAUGACACUCUAUACCAUCGAUCAAACAACCUCCAGGAGAUGGAGAUGGAGUUCCUUAAAAAGAAAUAUCUUUCCCUCAAGAAUGAUGGGGAAGACUCUUUUGAAGAGCAACUAUCGCAGUCGUGUCUUUACUCGUCUCUUUUCUACAAUCACGUUGGCAUUUCUCUUGAAGAGUAUUGGGAGAUGAUGUCUGAGUUUGACUAUCUACAGUAUCUUUCCCCAGAUGUGAAACUGAGGAGCUUCCUUCUUUCCAUGAAAAAUGUCAGGAGGUGCUGCUUUACCAACGGGCCUAGCGAUAGGGCAGAAAACAUCCUCACAAAGCUGGGGAUUCUGGAUUGCUUUGAAGUUGUCAUUUCCAUAGGCAAGUACGACAAGACAUUUUGCUGUAAACCUCUUGAAGAGUCAUAUAAAUUUGUCGCAAAGGUUUUGGGAAUAGAAUGUCCUGGAAAUGUUUAUUUCUUUGAUGAUUCUGAAAAAAAUAUUUCCGGAGCAGAAAAAGCUGGAUGGAAUGGAGUGCUGAUCACAGAGGAUUGCAACAUCAUCGAUGUCUCGUCCCAAGUGCUGCAGAGAAUCAGGAAAGAUGUUCACGGUUUUCACUUUCAGGAGGUUUCUGGGGCAUCCCCUAGCAAGAUGCCUUCAAACUGA
Molecule: messenger RNA, 972 nt
Organism: Encephalitozoon hellem ATCC 50504
Lineage: Eukaryota; Fungi; Microsporidia; Unikaryonidae
Exons: 1
Coding region: 1-972 (323 amino acids)
Biological process (GO): pyrimidine nucleobase metabolic process; nucleotide catabolic process
Molecular function (GO): nucleotidase activity
Source: RefSeq, a predicted model, not a curated record